ACCCCCCCCCGGGCCCCUGUCCAGCUGAACCAAAACAGAAGCUCAAAGCCCGAAUUUCCUCCACGAAACCUCGCUGUUUAAGCCUCUUCGCGAUGGAUCUGCGGGCGGUUUUGGCGGCGGCGAUGUGCCUGAGUGCGGGCGUGAUGGGCGCAGCGCCGGAAGAGCAGUGCCACACGUUCGCGGGCGGUGCAGUUUACCCAAAUACAGAAGGCAGGGCUUCGGGACACAGCCUGCAGUGGACCAAAGCCAUGAUCAGCAGACCGGCCCCAGAGUGGGGAAAGGGACCGCGGUCAAACGGGCGGAGAGUGUACUUCUGUGAAAUGGGAAACAAGGCAAAGGGCACAAGGAGAUCCCACAGAUUUUGCACAAGCAUCAUUAAGAUUUUUAGCCCAUCACUGCCAGGUCACGUGUAUGAGCAUCAUAACAAACCACUUGGUCUGUGGGGUAGACCAGAUGGUGGCCUGGGAAAGCUCAAGAUCCCUCUGCUCUCUGACAUCACCCACAAAAUUCCAGGAUUCGGUUCUAGGGGACAAGGCAUUGCCCUCAGGGGCCUGUUCAUCAUUGAUGACAAGGGAGUACUGAGACAGAUCACCAUGAACGACCUCCCUGUGGGCCGGUCUGUGGACGAGACCCUUCGUCUGGUUCAGGCCUUCCAGUUCACAGACCAGCAUGGGGAAGUCUGCCCAGCUGGAUGGAAGCCUGGGGAUGACACGAUCAUCCCCAACCCAGAAGAGAAACUCAAAUACUUCAAGAAAGCCAACCAGUAGGGCCAGUCCAGCUGUUGCGUGGGGUUGCAAAACACGCUUGCGAUGGAAGGAGGAGCAAAGGGAAGCCUUGAAGAAAUAGGGAGAAACUUGAGAGCAAGAUGAGGAAAAGGAAUCCGAGGGAUAGGGGUCGAGAGAGCAAUGGGUUCCUCCAGUUCCAUGCGAAAUCAAGUGGAUUUGGUUACGGUGGUGAUGAUCGCUUCUUAAGAGUGUUCAUUAGACGCAUUUUUGAGGAUGUACAAAACCCGGUGAUUGGGAAAAGUGGAAGUAUGUAUGUCAUGAAGUUUGAUGCUAAAGUGAUCUGUUGUUGUUUUUUUUUCAUUUGAUUGUUUUUGAUGAUUUUGUUGAUAUAUCUGGGUUUUAUGACUGGUGAUGUUUUUGCAUACAGGUACUCGAAUUUUUGGAUUAAAAAAAGAAAUAAAGCUUUAUUUUUUCAUAGAUAUUUUUGUGUGUUCAACAGCAAGCUGGUUUGAUUUUUUACAUUCCUAGUGCAAUUAAACUAGUAAAAAUCUCAAAGAAAGCCAAGCCUUAUGAUUCCAUAUUGGUUUUGUUAAACAUUCCAAUCCUUAAAAGAAAUAAAGAUUAUGCCAAUCCUACAGAAAUGAAAGUUAUACACAUUUUGCCAUUUCAGUUUCAUUGUAGUGUGUAUAACAUCAUUUUUCUCCAUUACUACAAUGCAGUGUAAUCACCAUGGUUCAUAACCCUUUUGAUGUACCAUAAAACGAAUGAUAAUGACUAAACUUGUCCAGAUUGUGAAACUAACCGUAAUCUCUGUUGUAACUGGUAUUUCACAAUUCCGCACAGCACCCCACAACAGGUAGUUCACACGUGUCUGUUGUAGAUGUUAACAUCGUCGCCAGCACUGACAGGGGAAGACUUAUUAAUGAUUUGUCAAUAAUUGAUUAAAACAGGAUA
Molecule: messenger RNA, 1679 nt
Organism: Penaeus monodon (black tiger shrimp)
Lineage: Eukaryota; Metazoa; Arthropoda; Malacostraca; Decapoda; Penaeidae
Product: peroxiredoxin-4-like
Biological process (GO): cell redox homeostasis; hydrogen peroxide catabolic process; cellular response to stress
Cellular component (GO): cytosol
Molecular function (GO): thioredoxin peroxidase activity
Source: RefSeq, a predicted model, not a curated record